AUGUGCGGGAGGAAAAAACAUGCCCGAAGCGUGAAGGAGGCCGCACUGGCCGAGGCGGACGCCCUGAUCUCCCUGGCCCCGGACGCCCUCGACAACAUCCUCGUCCGUCUCCACAUCCGCGACGCCGUCCGCACGUCGGUGCUCUCCCGCGCCUGGCGACACCGAUGGGAGGCCCUCCCAUCCCUCGACCUCCAUUUCCCCUGCCUCGGAGGCGAUGAUGGCGCGCCGGCGGGGCUGGGGUCCCUCGAAGGCAUCCUCCUCCGCUGCCCCGCCCGCGUCCGGCUCUUCCACGCGGAGCUCGACGGGCCCUACGCAGGCCGCGUCCACGACUGGCUCUUCGUCCUCGCCCGCAGGGGUGUCGAGAUCCUGGACCUCAGCUUCAACGACUCGUUCCCCACCCUCCCCUCCUCCGUCUUCUCCUGCAGCCGGCUCACCUCCCUCAGCCUCUUCGGCUGCGCCAUUCCGCUCCUACCCGCGGGCUUUGUGGCCUUCCCGGAGCUAAGGAAAUUGACCCUCGCAAACGUCAACUUAGAGGACUAUGGGGAGUACCAGCUUGAGGAGAUCAUUAGGACAUCCCCGUUGCUCGACUAUCUGGUACUUACAGAUGUUUUCAUCGGUGGCGAGUACAUCAGAGAAUGGGUGAUUCGGGCGCCCAAUCUCAGGCACUUGACUAUUUGUUCAGAGAACUAUUAUGGCUGGAUCCUCAAGGACUUGACAUGCCUGAAUUCUGCAGUCAUCGAUUGGUUUGACAAUGUUGUUCACAACGAUUUUGCCAAGUUUCUUUCCGGGCUUGUUCAAGUUAGGAAGCUUUUGGUCGUCUCAUUCAACGCACCGAGUGCUAUGAUACCGAAGAUAAUUCUGUGCACCUUUCACAACUUGAAGAGCUUGAAGUUGCGUAUGCACUUUUGUGAGCAACCCCCUAUUAUGUUAGCGUUUUGCUUACUAAAGAGUGCCCCAAAUCUUGAAAAGCUUAAAAUAGAGAUCUAUGAUAAGGAGGAGCAGAAAUUUGAGGCAAAUGGAGAGUUUCAAAAUGCAUUAUGGACUGAUGGCAUGUGUGCCAACCUUCAGGUUGUGCAGAUGACUGGCAUUAAUUGGCGUCGAAAUGAAAUGUGCUUUAUAGAGCUCAUUCUCUCUAAAGCAAGGCUUCUUCGUGCAUUAUGUAUUAGCUAUGGUGGGAACGUUGUGAUGUCUAGUGAGGAUGCUAUAAAUGAAUUACUAACAUACAAAAGGGCUUCAGCUGAAGCUCAGGUCUUAUUUAAAGGUAAAGCAGAAGAGUAUUAUUAGGCCAGGACCAACUCCUGGGCAUCGCUGGAGAGGUGUGGCUCCGACGAGACAGUUCUAUCGCCUGAUGCAGUGUCUUCGAUCAGAGAUGCAACAUGCAGAGAAUGGCUUAUCAAAAGGAACCAGUUCUGUUAGAGUAUAAAGGGACUGCUAGCAUUUUGUGUUUUGUUCUUUUCUGAAAUAUAUUGGCCUACCAUCGGUGCUUCGGUCAGAGCCGACGAUGAGGUUUAAGUUCAUUGUCUUUGUCUAGCACUCUAGUUAGUAGUAUACCGUAGCGAGAAGACGCCUUCGAACAUGGGUCGUGUUUCGUUUGACUUUUCAGGCCUCUGAAAAUGAAGCGCACUUUGCCUUUUGGUAUUAUAUCCUUGUACUGGCUGUAGCAAAUUUAGGCUGGAGAGUCCGAGGGAGUUAUCUUCCAUUCUUAAGAAAAACUGCACUUGCUAUCCUGUUGCUAGCAAAACAUAAA
Molecule: messenger RNA, 1747 nt
Organism: Triticum urartu
Lineage: Eukaryota; Viridiplantae; Streptophyta; Magnoliopsida; Poales; Poaceae
Source: RefSeq, a predicted model, not a curated record